This is a messenger RNA of Dujonia railenensis, 414 nucleotides long. Lineage: Eukaryota; Fungi; Ascomycota; Pichiomycetes; Serinales; Debaryomycetaceae. The record is from the annotation of a GenBank genome assembly.
AUGCCUAAAAAUUGGGAAAUUUCAAUAGUGAAAAUUGAGUUUCGCAUAAAAUGCUACAGCCCGCAGCUUGCAAAGGCGCUGUUUUUGCCAAAGACUGCAGCAAGACCCUGCACUACCAUUGGAGUGCUUCGAAAUAAGAUACGCCAAUCCAGGUCACUUGAAUUUCAGCUGCAGAUCAUACUGCGAGCGGAAGGAAACCGACUUUCUCAUAGAGCGCAAGCUUCAUUGGCUUUCGACUUUGACCCAAGAACUGUCAAAGUAGCGUUUCCACUAAUUUAUCUCUUCAUUUUUUUACUUUUUUUUUUUUUCUUUAUUUCUUGUCCUUCACGCUCGAAAGAUGGGGAAAAGCAUAAUAAUAGGCCGCAUGAAGACGCGGUGUGUAUUUCUCGUAACCUAAUGAUAUGGCCAUCCUAG